AUGCCGUCUAAACUCCCCCUCAUCCCAAAUCCCCACUACCAGAAAUCUGGCCUCAGGUCCUAUGUCCACUUGAUUCGCAAGUACCAUUUCCGUCCAACCAAACCAGGGCCGUACUUUAUCGGACACACGGUCCACCAGACCGGGAAGCCUGGGUCUCACACGGCGGUCGGUGGUAGAGCGACUGUGCGACAGGUUUUGCAGAAGAAAAUAGGAGGAAGUGAAGAUGCCUCUGAUACUGAAAGGGCGGGAGCAGAGGAUGUGCAGAAUGAAUUCGAACAUCUUGUCGAAGUUGGGGUCGGGAGUCCUGCGCAGAGGGUGAGACUGGGCGUUGAUACUGGGCUUGGGGAUUUCUGGGUCUGGUCAACGAAACUCCCUAGCGAUAUCCUAGCCCAGCAGCAUCAGGAUCACAAGAUCUUUGACGCCUCCAAAUCCGACUCUUUCAAGACCUCCGAUCCCCUUUCGACUUGGAGGAUUAGUUACACCGAUGGAUCCUCCGUGUCCGGAAUCAUUGGCACGGAUACUGUCGACCUUGGCGGGCUGGUGAUCAAGGACCAGUCCGUCCAGCUAGCGGACACCAUAUCCCCCGAGCUCGUCAACAGUAUGUACGAUGGCAUUCUCGGGCUGGGAUUCGGAAAACCUGACACCAUCAGAACUCCCGUCCAGAGCAUGCUCUCUAAGGAUAGGGAAGCUGAAAUAUGCAAACCCACUCAACUGUUCACUGCGCUGCUGGGAUCAUGGCCGAACAAGCAGGAGCUGGAACCCUUCUAUACCUUUGGUUUCAUUGACGAGGCAACCACUGCUCAAGAGGAAAUCUACUAUACGCCCAUAGACAACAGCAACGGCUUCUGGGAGCUUAAUUCCCCCUCCGCAACGAUCAACGGGAAGAAGCUGGAUAGAUCUGGAAACAAGGCCAUCAUCGACACCGGCACCCCUCUUGUCCUCGUCGACGACAGCAUCUGCCAGGCUAUCUACGAUGCUAUUCCUGGGGCUACAUAUAACUACGCGAGCCAGGGGUAUAUCUUCCCCUCCAAUAUUACGGAGGAGAGACUUCCCACCGUCUCAUUGGGUGUGGGUGAGAGGCAGUUUGUCGUGCGGAAGGGGGACCUUGGCUUUGCUGAUGUAGAUGUUGAGCCUGGGUAUCUGUAUGGAGGGAUUCAGAGCAGGGGCUCCCUUGGUUUUGAUGUGUUUGGGGGAGCCUUUUUGAAGGGGAUUUAUGCGGUGUUUGAUAUUGGGAAUCUUCAGUUUGGGCCAGUGCCCAUGAAGCUGUAG
This is a messenger RNA of Monascus purpureus, 1269 nucleotides long. Lineage: Eukaryota; Fungi; Ascomycota; Eurotiomycetes; Eurotiales; Aspergillaceae. The record is from the annotation of a GenBank genome assembly.